Molecule: messenger RNA, 1512 nt
Organism: Alligator mississippiensis (American alligator)
Lineage: Eukaryota; Metazoa; Chordata; Crocodylia; Alligatoridae
Product: class I histocompatibility antigen, Gogo-A*0401 alpha chain-like
Exons: 9
Coding region: 1-1512 (503 amino acids)
Biological process (GO): immune response
Cellular component (GO): external side of plasma membrane
Source: RefSeq, a predicted model, not a curated record
AUGCCGGAUGCUAUUUUCCACACCAACCUGGUCACCCUGCAGCACUGCUACAACCAGAGCAGGGGGUCUCACACUCUCCAGCUCACGUACGGCUGUGAGCUCCACGAAGACAACAGCACUGGAGGCCACAUGCAGUUUGGUUACGAUGGGGGAGACUUCAUCAGCUAUGACCUGGCAGCACGCACCUGGAUAGCAGGGACAACGCAGGCCCAGCGCACCCAGCACAGCUGGAAUGAGGAUACGGCCAUGCUGCAGAGUGCAAGAGCCUACCUGGAGGAGACCUGCAUCACGUGGCUGUGGCAGUACCUGCAGCACGGGGAGGCAGCGCUGCAGAGCAGGCACAGCAAGCACCCGAGGACACUGGCGUCUGCCCCCACUAGUGCUGACCCCAGUCGCUCUCCCACAGGCUCCCACUUCUACCAUCAUUUCUACACGGGGGUGUCGAAUCCCAGCACGGACGUGUCCCGUUUCACUGCCGUGGGCUACGUGGACGACCAGCAAAUUCUCCACUACGACAGCGAGACGCGGAGACAGGAGCCGUGCAGGGACUGGGUGCAGGGGGCCGUCGAUCCAGACUUCUGGGACGGGGAAACUGUGACCUUGCGGGGCUGGCAGAGGGGAUUUGCCGCGAACUUGGUCACCCUGCAGCACCACUACAACCAGAGCAGGGGGUCUCGCCCUCUCCAGCUCACGUACGGCUGUGAGCUCCACGAAGGCCACAGCACUGGAGGCCACAUGCAGUUUGGCUACGACGGGGGAGACUUCAUCAGCUAUGACCCAUGCACGCACACCUGGGUAGCAGGGACAACGCAGGCCCAGUGCACCCAAUACAAGUGGAAUGAGGCUAAGGCCAUGCUGCAGAGUGCAAGAGCCUACCUGGAGGAGACCUGUAUCGUGUGGCUGCGGCAGUACCUGCAGCACGGGGAGGCAGCGCUGCAGAGCAAGCGCCCCGUGGCACAGAUGAGCGACCGUCCGUCAUCACGGGAUGGACGCACCACCCUGUCCUGCCGGGUCCACAGCUUCUACCCCAAGGACGUGGCUGUCAUCUGGCUGCAGAACGGGGAGGCACAGCCCCAGGAGACGAGCCGCUCGGGGGUCCUUCCCAGUGGAGACGGGACCUACCAGACCUGGGCCACCAUCGAGAUCGACUCGAGCAGCAACCACAGCUACACCUGCAGCGUGGAGCACGUGAGCCUGGGUGCAGCCCUGAGAGUGGCCUGGGACAAGGGCAGGACGGAGUCCGACCCAGCGAUGAUUGUGGGCAUCGUUAUCGGUGCUGUGCUGGUCACUGCUAUGGUGGCGGGCGCAGCGAUUUCCUUCCUCAUCUCUCUCCAAGACUUGGAGAACAAAGCCUCAGAGAAAGAAGCCGUGGAGAGCUCCGGGAGCAACAGCUACUCCGACUCCUGCAUCCAAGAGUCCCGGGACCUGAGGGGAGCGGGCGAUGAAGGCAGCCGGUUCCAGCGCUCGGAGCUUCGCUCCAGUGGGGCGCGAGUGCAGGCCUUUGCUCCAUGA